Pelobates fuscus (common spadefoot toad) is the source of this 3884-nucleotide messenger RNA. Its product is annotated as transducin-like enhancer protein 4. Gene Ontology annotation, molecular function: protein binding; transcription corepressor activity. Bases 1146 to 3488 code for a protein of 780 amino acids. The record is from RefSeq and is a predicted model, not a curated record. The transcript has 20 exons. NCBI's taxonomy places the organism in Eukaryota, Metazoa, Chordata, Amphibia, Anura, Pelobatidae. Gene Ontology annotation, cellular component: transcription regulator complex; nucleus. Gene Ontology annotation, biological process: negative regulation of canonical Wnt signaling pathway; regulation of DNA-templated transcription.
CCCAGGCUACAAAGACCAACUACAACUCCCAGCAGGUCUUUGUGUUUUCCCUUCAAUGUUGUGAAUAUGUAUCAGAAUGUUAAUGAUUUGCUGCUGCUAAAUUUGGUCAUAGAAGUCACCUACACAGAGCGUGUUGUUGGAGCUGCUGAGAAGCGGUAGCUUAGGGUUGUGUUUUUUUUUUUCUUUUCCUUCCUUCUUACAUCGUCUUGAACGUUCUGUCUUCUUCCUCAUCAAAGUGUGCGGCUUCCGAACGUUCGAAGAAGAGUUAAAAGAAUCGAACGAUCAAGGUUAUUUCAUCGAGGAAUGGAAAGAAGGAAAUGGGGAAGGAAUGAAAAUAAAUAGACCACACUGGGAUUUUAAGGGUUGCAAAGAGCAGACGAGGCAAUAAAAAAACAACUCAAAUAAAGAACAAAUCUGCACGCUAAAACCUUCGAGAUCUGGGGGAUCGUUCACAGAGGAAAAAAAGGAAACCGAUCUACACGGGAACAACUUAUUGUUACAGUGUUUUAUCCGGAAAAAGAAGAUCGGGGAGACAUAUCUAUGGUGGUUCCUGUUUUUUUCUUUCUUGUUCCAUCCUACUCAUCAGAAAGUUCUUUAAAAGCAGCCGCUUUGUUCUCCAGGAAGCCAAGUGUAUUUUUUUUUCUUUUUUAUUAUUAUUGAAACCUAAUUCGUUUUUUAUUUACUGGCUCUACUUGAUUAUUCCUGUUUCCUCGUGGGGGUAUCCAGCUUGUGUUGAUUUAUAUUUCCACCUCUUCCCUGUGACAGUGGCCACCCCCGGAGGGUAAGGGUGUCACGGAGCGUCACUGUGUGUAGACAAUGAGAGUUCGAUCGUGACUAUCGAUCGCGAUCUGUGCCCUCUCCUCCCCCCCGUGGAAUGUGGAAGGUUUCGGUCGGUGGAUCAGAGAUACCUUCGGGCUGAGCAGCAGCAGCGCCAUUAGCAUUACUAUUAACAGGGGGACCCCGGGGGCAGCAGCGUUAUUAGCUGGAUCACAAGCUAAAACUCUUCCCACCCCCUCCUCUUCUCCACCUCCCUUUCCUUUACCCUGUUCACCAGGGGGAUACCCCCCUCUCCUCUCACGUGGGCUCCUGCAAUUAGUAAAUGAACCUUCGUGCUCCUUGGAAGAGGUACCGAACAAGCGGCUUGGAUGAUUCGAGACUUGAGCAAGAUGUAUCCCCAGUCCAGGCACCCGGCUCCGCAUCAGCCAGCUCAGCCCUUCAAAUUCACCAUAUCCGAAUCGUGUGAUCGGAUUAAGGAGGAGUUCCAGUUUUUACAGGCUCAGUACCACAGCUUAAAGCUGGAAUGUGAAAAGCUGGCCAGUGAGAAGACAGAAAUGCAGCGGCAUUAUGUUAUGUACUAUGAGAUGUCGUAUGGCCUGAACAUUGAGAUGCAUAAACAGGCUGAAAUUGUCAAGAGACUAAAUGCUAUAUGUGCACAGGUCAUUCCUUUCUUGUCCCAAGAGCACCAACAGCAAGUUGUACAGGCUGUGGAACGUGCCAAACAAGUGACAAUGGCAGAAUUGAAUGCAAUCAUUGGGCAGCAACAACUCCAGGCACAGCAUUUGUCUCAUGGGCAUGGUCUCCCUGUGCCUCUGACCCCACAUCCUUCUGGUCUGCAACCUCCAGCCAUUCCUCCAAUUGGUAGCAGUGCAGGAUUGCUUGCCCUAUCCAGUGCCCUUGGUGGACAAUCCCACCUUCCAAUAAAGGAUGAAAAAAAGCAUCACGACAGUGAUCAUCAAAGAGACAGAGAUUCCAUCAAGAGUUCUUCGGUAUCUCCAUCUGCAAGUUUCAGGACUUCAGAAAAACACAGAAAUUCAACAGAUUAUUCUUCCGACAGCAAAAAGCAGAAGACGGAAGAAAAAGACAUAGCAGCUCGUUACGACAGUGAUGGUGAAAAAAGUGAUGAUAACCUGGUGGUGGAUGUUUCCAAUGAGGAUCCCUCCUCACCCAGAGGAAGCCCUGCCCAUUCUCCUAGGGAGAACGGUUUGGAUAAAGCCAGGCUACUAAAGAAAGAUGCUCCUAUCAGCCCGGCCUCCAUUGCAUCUUCAAGCAGUACACCUUCUUCUAAGUCCAAAGAACUCAGCCUUAAUGAGAAGUCUACUACUCCAGUUUCAAAGUCAAGCACACCCACUCCACGAACUGAUGCCCCUACGCCUGGCAGCAACUCUACAGGAUUGCGGCCUGUGCCAGGCAAACCACCAGGAGUUGAUCCAUUAACUCAUAUCUCUUAUCUUCUAGCAGCAGGUCUUAGGACACCUAUGGCAGUCCCAUGUCCUUAUCCCACCCCAUUUGGAAUUGUACCACAUGCGGGAAUGAAUGGAGAGCUGACCAGCCCAGGGGCAGCAUACGCCAGUCUUCACAAUAUCUCCCCACAAAUGAGUGCCGCCGCAGCCGCCGCCGCUGCAGCCGCUGCUUAUGGAAGAUCUCCAGUGGUUGGUUUUGAUCCACAUCAUCAUAUGCGGGUCCCAGGCAUGCCUCCAAAUCUGACAGGCAUCCCUGGUGGCAAACCGGCCUAUUCAUUCCAUGUAAGUGCUGAUGGCCAAAUGCAGCCUGUCCCAUUCCCUCCUGAUGCUCUGAUUGGUCCAGGAAUUCCUCGGCACGCGCGGCAGAUAAACACACUAAAUCAUGGAGAAGUUGUGUGUGCAGUUACCAUCAGCAACCCCACGAGACAUGUGUACACUGGUGGGAAGGGAUGUGUCAAAGUCUGGGACAUCAGCCACCCAGGAAAUAAAAGCCCUGUGUCACAGCUUGAUUGCUUGAACAGAGAUAACUACAUCCGCUCCUGCAGAUUGCUCCCUGAUGGGCGCACUCUUAUUGUCGGAGGUGAAGCCAGCACUCUAUCCAUUUGGGACCUGGCAGCUCCUACCCCUCGUAUAAAAGCAGAGUUGACAUCAUCUGCUCCAGCCUGCUAUGCUCUGGCUAUCAGCCCCGAUUCCAAGGUCUGCUUCUCCUGUUGUAGUGAUGGCAACAUUGCAGUGUGGGAUUUACAUAACCAGACUCUUGUAAGGCAAUUCCAGGGCCACACAGAUGGAGCCAGCUGUAUUGACAUUUCUAAUGAUGGUACCAAGCUCUGGACAGGAGGUUUGGACAACACAGUACGCUCUUGGGAUCUGCGCGAAGGACGACAGCUCCAGCAACAUGACUUUACAUCACAGAUCUUUUCAUUGGGUUACUGUCCUACUGGUGAGUGGCUAGCUGUCGGUAUGGAGAACAGCAACGUGGAGGUUCUUCACGUAACCAAACCAGAUAAAUACCAGCUACACCUCCAUGAAAGCUGUGUACUUUCUCUCAAAUUCGCCCACUGUGGUAAAUGGUUUGUGAGCACUGGAAAGGAUAAUCUACUAAAUGCAUGGAGGACACCUUAUGGGGCAAGCAUAUUCCAGUCCAAAGAAUCCUCAUCCGUACUGAGCUGUGAUAUCUCCGUGGAUGACAAGUACAUUGUCACAGGAUCCGGAGACAAGAAGGCUACCGUUUAUGAAGUUAUUUAUUAGAGACAAAGUCCGAAUGCCAACUGGACGCUAACGUGUAGCACUUACUAUAAAAGUUCUCCUUUCACCCUCAACUCCUAAAACAAAGGACUUGAAAUCACAACCACAAGAAAUAAAACUGCUCUUUUUCUCUUUGCCAUAUUCGCGCCCAGUUACCCUUUGUGAAUGCUUUCUAGGAACUCGAUACCAAAACUUCCAAUAAUUCACUUGGAAUACAAAUGGAAAGAGUGUUCUUAUCUUUGGACUAUGUUCUUAAAUUCUGUAUUAUAGUUGUAAUUAUUUUGUGUAAAGAAGACUUUCUAACCAAUUAAUUUGCUCAGCGGCCAUGGAAAUGAAGGUAAGCGACUGCUCAUUCAUUUUGCUACAUGGUUUUUCAAAGAAAUAUUUUGUUAACUUUUC